Molecule: messenger RNA, 760 nt
Organism: Raphanus sativus (radish)
Lineage: Eukaryota; Viridiplantae; Streptophyta; Magnoliopsida; Brassicales; Brassicaceae
Exons: 1
Coding region: 61-624 (187 amino acids)
Biological process (GO): ribosome assembly; ribosomal large subunit biogenesis
Cellular component (GO): preribosome, large subunit precursor; nucleus; nucleolus
Molecular function (GO): RNA binding
Source: RefSeq, a predicted model, not a curated record
UAAAUUCCCUAAAACCCUAAGAAAACAGAGAGAGAUUCUUUCUCCUCCGUCCCCAAAAAGAUGCGGCCGUUAGACGAGACCGAAACCACCGUCGUCUUCGAGAAGAUCUUCAAAUUCGUCGGGAACAACCUCAAGAACAUCGUCGAGAACCCUUCCCACGAAGGACCCGAACCAGAACCGGGACGCUACUGCUUCCGCCUCCAGAAGAGCAGAGUCUACUACGUGAGCGAGUCGCUCGUGAAGCGGGCCACGAACGUCUCCCGGAAAAGCCUGGUCUCCCUCGGAACCUGCAUCGGGAAGUACACCCACGCGGGGAGCUUCCACCUGACGAUCAUGUCGCUCGGCCUCCUGGCGGCGAACGCCAAGCACAAGGUGUGGCUGAAACCCACUUCGGAGAUGUCGUUUCUCUACGGGAACCACGUGUUGAAAGGAGGGCUGGGGAGGAUUACUGAUAGUAUUGUUCCUGGGGAUGGGGUUGUUGUGUUCUCGAUGUCUGAUGUUCCGCUGGGGUUUGGGAUCGCGGCGAAGAGUACGCAGGAUUGUCGGAAGUUGGAUCCGAAUGGGAUCGUCGUGCUUCAUCAGGCUGAUAUUGGUGAGUAUCUGAGGGAUGAAGAUGAGCUUUGAAAUGGUUUUGUCUUUCGGGGGAUGGAUGUUAGCUUUGGUUGUGUUUCUUGUUUUAAUGUUUUUUGAGGUUUAAGAUAUGUAGUAGUUUUGUUACAAAAUGUGGUCUUGGAUCUAUGAAAGUCUUGAUUUUUAUGAA